This is a messenger RNA of Kwoniella mangroviensis CBS 8507, 1725 nucleotides long. RefSeq lists its product as uncharacterized. The transcript is spliced from 11 exons. Gene Ontology annotation, biological process: protein dephosphorylation. Bases 1 to 1725 code for a protein of 574 amino acids. The record is from RefSeq and is a predicted model, not a curated record. Gene Ontology annotation, molecular function: cation binding; protein serine/threonine phosphatase activity. NCBI's taxonomy places the organism in Eukaryota, Fungi, Basidiomycota, Tremellomycetes, Tremellales, Cryptococcaceae.
AUGGGUCAAACACUCUCUGAACCAGUCACGGAGAAACAUACCACUUCGGUCAUUAGGGGGAAGAAGUUUUGGGUAGGGUUGUCGGAUAUGCAAGGAUGGCGUAUCAGUAUGGAAGAUGCUCAUACCGUCCAUCUCUACCUCCCUCCCACCGACUCAUCGAGGAAAAUUACCCCAUCCCCCGACAUCCCCCAACAGCCAGCCGGAUCAACAGUGACGAACGACAAUGAGGAUGAAGAGGGGAAUGAACAUGCUUUGUUCGGUGUAUUUGACGGUCAUGGUGGUUCAUCUGUAGCGAAGUAUUCGGGUACCACUCUACAUACGAGAUUGGCUGGGUUGGAUAGCUACAAAUCUGGUGAUUUCGAAGCUGCACUCAAACAAGCUUUCCUCAAGACCGAUGAAGACCUAAGAGCGGAUCCAAAUUUCUUCAAUGACCCUUCGGGAUGUACGGCUGUUGUUGGACUCGUUACGAAAGAUGGAAGAAUCAUCGUUGCAAACUCUGGUGAUUCGAGAUCAGUAUUGGGAUACAAAGGUCAAGCCAAAGCCAUGUCAAAUGAUCACAAACCUACCAACAAGGAGGAAACCGCUCGUAUCACUUCUGCAGGUGGAUUUGUAGAGUUUGGACGUGUCAAUGGUAACCUUGCUCUAUCGAGAGCCAUCGGUGACUUCGAAUUCAAACAAAACUACUCCUUGGCACCUGAGAAGCAAAUCGUCACUGCUGAUCCUGAAAUAAUUACUCAUAAGAUUGAUGGAGAGGAAGAAUUCUUGGUGUUAGCCUGUGAUGGUAUCUGGGAUUGUCUAUCGUCUCAACAAGUGGUGGACUUCACUCGAAGGGCCAUAGCGAACGGUGAUGAACUCGGUAAGAUUGCCGAAGACAUGAUGGUCAAAUGUCUCGCUACCGAUUCCGAGACUGGUGGUAUUGGUUGUGAUAAUAUGACUGUUAUCAUUGUUGCUUUGUUGGGUGGCAGAACUCCAGAGGAAUGGCAAGCGUGGGUCAAGGAGAGAGUGGAAAACAAGGUCGGCUACGACACCCCCGAAUCAGUUCCCGACAUCUUUGGUCAGAACCAAGCUAGCUCAGGUCCAGGAAAUGCCCUCUCGAGUUCAGGAUUCAGAGUUGCAGGUGCAGGUGGCUUGGCCAACAUUGCCUCUAUCCUAGGUGCAUCCGGAAUCACCUUCAGACCUGCUUACGAUAGUGAUGACGAUGACGACGAGAUUCAAAUCAUCGGAGAGGAUGGUAAAGGGAUUGAUGUGAAUGCCGAUAAACCUGAUACUGGUCUGAUUGAUGAUAAAGGUGUAGAAGGGAAGACGAAACCCAAGGAUGUGACUGAUGAACUUGAUGAUGAAAAAGCCGAAGAAGCCCUAAAAGCAGAAUCAAAGAAAGGUUCUGUCGAAUUAUUAGAUGAGGAUGGAGAUUCAGCUAUGGAUUCUGGAGACGAGUCAGAUACCACCACCACUGGGGGAGCGGAGAAACCGACGGAAGAACAAAUAACGAAAGCUAAAUCGAUUAACACAUCGAAUACACCUCCAUCACCUAUCCCACCGAGUUUCUCUUCCAUUGGUUCACCAACUGUCCCCACCCCGCAGGCAUUACAACGAUCUUCCCUCCCUUCCUCGUCGAAGGACAAACAGUAUGAUCAGUUGAAAUCUGAUCCUCAAGGCGACGCUCCCAGUGGUGCUGUCAAAGUUGAGGGCUUGAUGGAUACGAGUGAAAACCCCUUGAAGUUUUAG